Molecule: messenger RNA, 1507 nt
Organism: Aplysia californica (California sea hare)
Lineage: Eukaryota; Metazoa; Mollusca; Gastropoda; Aplysiida; Aplysiidae
Product: ceramide-1-phosphate transfer protein-like
Exons: 2
Coding region: 327-974 (215 amino acids)
Biological process (GO): intermembrane lipid transfer; ceramide transport
Cellular component (GO): cytosol; cytoplasm; membrane
Molecular function (GO): ceramide 1-phosphate binding; ceramide 1-phosphate transfer activity
Source: RefSeq, a predicted model, not a curated record
CUAAGAACUCAGUCACGGCACGCGGCACUGACGGUGGACCCGAACAGGGGCUCAGGGGGAACUUACGUAAAGUUAUAUAGAUCUUCGUUUUCGUCUACUUGGCUUUACAGUACCAUUACUUGGACUCACCAGUGUUGUUUGUUUGCGCUGUGCAGUGCAGUUGCACUGCCCAUCUUGCUCAGCUACGGGUGGGCGAUUCAACGGUGGAACAUAACGGUCGUGUUGAUGGUCAGACUGCAGGCGGUUGGGAGGUUGAUUGCACACAGCCUUCAGAAAAGGUGCAGAACAUUGCCCAAGUACACCUAGGGUUUGCUGCUGCCAAAGAGAUGGGUUCUUUUGACGAUUCAUCAAAGCAUGAUUUCAAUUUAGAAGUUGUGCUUUCAUGUUUCCAAAGAUGUCUCAGGACAGAUAAAAGGGUCGGACUUGAAGAUUACCUACAUGCUUAUCAUGAGCUGUGCCGGUUUUUUAAACUCACCGGUCGACUUUUCGGUUUCGUAGCAAAAGACAUUGAGUCGAAAAUGAAAGCCAUUGAAUAUCACAUGCAUUCAGAACAUGGCCACCAUUAUGACACCGUAGACUCAAUGGUUGAAUAUGAGGUGGACAAAGGAACUGCUCGUCACAAAGGUUCUCACCCGUCUGGUUGUCGCAUGAUGCUGAGACUGCACUGGGCUCUAGAAUUCAUCCUUGCAUUCAUGAGACAGCUUCUGGAUGAGGAUGAGCAGGCGAAGACCUCGAAAGUUGCAUGGGAUAUCUACUCAAAGACACUCUACCACCACCACCCGUGGAUCACCAGUAAGCUUGCGGCAGUUGCUGUGUUUGCCUUACCGUCCAAGAAGCACUUGAUUGAUGUCAUGUGCAAACACGACUACAGUAAUGUGAUGGUCCUCUUGGAGCAGGUGUUGGAUGCAGGGCAGCCUGUGUAUGACGCUGUUGAGAGGAUUAUGCAAGAGUCAAAUCUCUCACACAUCGCUUAACACCUUCGAGACCACCGACGUACUUAUACGCAAACUGCGCCCGACCAAAUCGGACCAUCGACGUGUAUUUAUGCGAUGGCAAUACCACUCAUUCAAGCCAGUUCAAGUUUAUUCAAAGUUAUCCAUGUUUUCCGACUGCUUGUUCAAGCGCUGAAGAGUUCUUUCCCUUCGAAUUCACCUUAGUUGAAACCUGUUUGGGUUGAUUAGAAGUGAAAAAAUGUUUUCGAAGUGAGUAUUUACAAGGGAUGUGGGCGGCGGCUCCUGUCCUGGGGAUAGGAUCAGCUGGUGUGGGGGCCGGUCCCGAAGGCGUUAAGGUGUGUUUCAGGGUUCUUGUGUCAUCAUCAUAAACAUAUUUACUGUGUGUGCAAGUCUGUGCUGAAAGAAAAACAAGAGUCGUCAUAUCAUCAUGAUUUCAAGGAGUGGUGUGUUUGUUGACUUUGACUACUAUGCGAAUGCAGGCUUGCCAACCUUCCUGGAUUUGUCAGGAAAUUCCAGAAUUGCCAUCAUCGCUCGAUGUCUCUCCCCCCCCCCCC